Metarhizium brunneum ARSEF 3297 is the source of this 360-nucleotide messenger RNA. RefSeq lists its product as uncharacterized. Gene Ontology annotation, cellular component: preribosome, large subunit precursor. The record is from RefSeq and is a predicted model, not a curated record. Lineage: Eukaryota; Fungi; Ascomycota; Sordariomycetes; Hypocreales; Clavicipitaceae.
AUGGCCAAGAGUUCGAGGUCAAGUACCAGGAAAGAGAACAACAGGCGCAAGGCCGCCAGUGUCUUCAGCCCAGCUGAGGUUGCUCGAAACGAGCGUCUGUCCGCGAAGCUGCUGGAGUUGGCGAGACAACCUAAGCCCGAGUCUUCGGAUGUGAACAUGGACGCCAACGCAAGCGAAGACGUGGCGGAAGAAGUUGGCAGCGCCCAAGCUGGUGAUGAUACGGGCAUGGAAAUCGAUUCUAAGCCUUCAAAGUCGCGCAUUGGGAAGAAGCGCAUCGACAAGAGGAAACAGAAGAAGUCAAGCAUUGUGUUCGCCAAGUACAGUGACAAGGCGGCCAAGAAACAGAAGGGCAGCCGAUAA